Messenger RNA from Odontomachus brunneus, 5413 nucleotides. RefSeq names its product E3 ubiquitin-protein ligase listerin (gene Ltn1). The transcript is spliced from 9 exons. Gene Ontology annotation, biological process: ribosome-associated ubiquitin-dependent protein catabolic process; rescue of stalled cytosolic ribosome. Bases 107 to 5215 code for a protein of 1702 amino acids. The record is from RefSeq and is a predicted model, not a curated record. Gene Ontology annotation, cellular component: RQC complex; cytosol. Lineage: Eukaryota; Metazoa; Arthropoda; Insecta; Hymenoptera; Formicidae. Gene Ontology annotation, molecular function: zinc ion binding; ribosomal large subunit binding; ubiquitin protein ligase activity.
UUGAGGUUAACGUAUCAGCUGACGUAAACGUGACCACUCAACACGUAAAGUGUCUGAAAUUUUUAUGUGUUAAAAAACGUCCAUAACUUACUAUCGGAGCGUUAACAUGGGAAAAAACAAGCAGGCGCAACGAACCAAGAAUAAUGCACGGCCAUCAAACAGCAGUCGCAGUGCAGAACUCCUGGGGACUGCAAUGCCCAAUUUUGUUGGCUUCUCAGCAGUCAAGGAUGGAGGAUAUGUUCCUGUUCUACCUGGCCUAUCCUUGUGUAACUUGAAUGAGGUAGAAAUGAAUAAUGUAGACUCCAGUUUUCAAGUAGUACUGAAGAAGAUGAAUAAGAAAGAUGCUACCACAAAGUAUAAGGCAUUGCAAGAAUUCGCGACCCUGUGUGAGAGUGCUGAACUGUCAGCUGUGGAAGGCAUGCUACCAUUUUGGCCACGAUUGUAUUGCGCUCUCUCCAUCGACAUAGAUCACAGAGUGAGAGAGGCAACACAGUUGGCACAUGCUGCAGUUGUCAAACGUGUGGGUAAAAGCAUAGCGAUGUAUUUGAAGCAACUGGCCGGUGCUUGGUUCACUUCUCAGUACGACACAUAUCCUCUGGCUGCUUCAGCUGCUACCAAUUCUUUUAACAGUACAUUUCCACCGUGGAAAUUGGUCGACGCGAUUGUUCAUUGCCAAUGGGAAAUUUUAAUGUAUAUCAAUGACAACAUCACCAUCAGGACAGCUCAAACAUUGUCGACACAAAAGUCUCUUAGCAGUGAAGAAAUGGAAACAAAGUAUCAGCGAGUAUUGGUGUCGAAUCUACAGGCGUAUAGUUCUUACUUCAGGAAAAUCCCGCCUCGUGAGAUCGAGAACACCUUGAGUAUUCACGAAAAGAUUUUGACCAGUUCGAAAUUCUGGAAACUCGCGAAACAUGACGUCCUGCCGAUCAAAACGGCCUUCUUCAACGUGCUGACGUCGAUAAUAGGAAAUGCAGAACAUCUGUUGAAGAAGGAGAAGAAAAGAGUCAUGACUACAAUCAUCAACAGCCUCGACGAAUCCGAGCCUGGAAUUUCGUCGGCCGUGUGGGAGUCAAUGCUCGUAGCUAUAAACAAGAUCGACGACUGGCAUACCGUCGUGAGUGUCGACAAGCUAGUUUUGCCGAAGCUGUGGCGCGUCUUACGAUCUGGCGGCCAAUGCUGUGCCAGUAUCGUUUACCCGAAUCUACUGCCUUUUGUUAGUCAAUUCCCGAAGUUCAACGUCAAUACCGACCAGCUGUAUGUCAAUUUUUUCGAUAACAUGCGCCAAGGCUUUUCCGUCAAGAGCGUGCAGAUAAGUCGCUCGGAGAUGCAGGCCGUGGUGACGUCUUUCAUCGAGUGUCUGCGUUACUCCAUUGUCGUGAACGCCGAGAAUGUGGAUCUGUGCGUUCGCCUCUUCAAGGAACAGCUUGUCCCCGUCGUAGAAUCGUGUAUGACGGAAAACACCGCGACGAUGAAGCAACUCCUUUUCUCCGAAGUUACACACUUGUUGCGAUACUGGAGCAAAAAUCGCACCAACGAGAUGUACAGGUCGUACGUUCCGCUGAUACAGCAGUUUUGGAUCGAGCUGCGAUUGCUGUUCGACAAGCUCAUAGACGUGCCGUGGGAGAGCGCGGUGUCGUACACUGUGGACGCCCAAAUCGAGCUCCUGCUGACAUUGAAACAUGCACCAGACUGUGGCCGGAAGAAGUUGAAAGUGAAAUUCUGCAGUCCGGACGACGUCGUGGCGAAACCACCGGAGGUCAGUGUUAACAAAGUCGACGCGGACCCAUUGUUCACUGCGGAACUCCACGAGUUCGUGAAUGCGCUUUGCGCUAUCUACUUCAACAAAAUCAACGACCGGCAGUCCACGGUAUACAUCGGACCGCUCAACAAAGUUAUGAAGCAUUUCGCGAGCAGGGAAUUGUUCGUCGCGCUUUCGACGUCGUUCCAAUCUAACAAGGACUUCUUCGAGUUUUAUGAUGAGAGUUUGAGGCCGUUGCUGCUCACGAAUCCGGAAAGCAUGGGACAAAUUGUCGAGUUAAUAUUCUACUUUAUCACAUAUAUAAGCGAUACGGAGAAAGACAAAGUUUUGAAGUCGUUGGUCGAGUUGGACGACAUUUCGAUCACGAGGAGCGUUAUAUAUUCUAGUCUCUCCAAGUGCAAUAGAAAUGAUCGCGUAAUAAAGGAUUGGUACACUCAAGCUGACGUCACCAAGCUGCUGGUCGAUAUGGCCAAGGAAAUCGUCUCGCCCGAAUACGAUGACCCGGAGAAGAAUCAGGAUCUGAUUUUGUUGGCUUUUGAGACUUCAGACACUGGGGACGCAUUGAUAAACGAAGAAGCAGCGAACGAAAUCGUGUCGAUUCUUUGCGACUCACUGAGCGGGACGGAUGAAGUUUGCUCCAUGCAGUUAAUCGAAUUUAUCACAAAGUUGAUGACACUGAUAUGGAGUCACAAACGGACAAUAUCAAGCGCCGUGCAAAUACUGGAGACACUCUUCGAAUUGUGCACGCGAGGACAUGACGACUGCGACUCGACUUCCGUCGCUGCCGUGUGCGACAGUUGGAAGGAGGGACUUGUCAAAAGCAGUCAAAUAUUAUCACGUUCCGAAUUCAACGAUCUCAUCAAGAGAUGCGCGCUCAUUAUUUGGAGCAAGGUGUACAACGCGCACAUCAAAGAUACAUUGGUAGACUUGGCAACGGAUGUCUUGGAAGUUAUAAUCAACAAUGACGACGACACACAAUCGAACUGCGAGGAAACUAUCUUGCUGUUUCUCACGGCAUCUGAUAUUAAACUGUGGACUGCCGAAGCAACCACUGUUGCGAUUUAUGGCGAGAUAGCGACCGGCAACUUAUAUAUGUCGAGUCUCGAGAGGAAGAUACGGAUUUUCCAGGAAUGCAUGUCCGUCGAUCUAACGAACGACACGAUCUCUGAUAACACGGCGACCUGCUUGGAGUGGGCUGUAUUUACUGCGGACUUGCUUAAUAAUCUGCACAAGAAGCUGAGACGUUCCGAGGUCGACGAGGUCGACGCGCCUUCUAACUUGCAAGAAGAUGCUGAAUCGUAUAAUUUGGAUUUGCCAGGAAUUACGGAGAUCUUGGUGAACAUCGUGAACGUGGCCACCGUAGCGGAAAUCUACAGCAAACAUUACAAAUCCAUCAAACACUACAAUGACGUGAACAAACUCCUCGACUCGCUUAAGAGCAGUUUCAUCAGCUUGCAAGAACGUUUCCAGAAGAACAUUCACGACGACGUGCUGUCUCAUAUACGGACGAAUUACGCAGGUUACGGGUACAUGCUGCCAUAUAUAAUCCGUACGCAUUACGCCCAGUUUAAGCCGAACGAGAAUCCCGUCGAAUAUUAUGAGAGUUGCGGGAACAGCGAAGAGGAACGCGACGAGGAAGCGCGAGUGCAAGAGAUGCAAGUUUUCAACGAUUAUUGGACGUCUGAUAAUCUCCCAUUAUUAACAGGCAAUGACAUUUACAUGCUAAUCGCCACGAGAAUCGCAAUGCGUCUUGAAGGUGACGGUUCAGCCAAUACUAGUGUGAUGGAAAAAUAUAUAAAUAAAGAGGAUUCAACAUUGCUACUCUUGGAUCAAGACAUUUCUGAUGUCCCAUGGGAUCAAAUGCUCUUGCCACUAGAAGUCAUAAGAACACUGACGACGCUGGUCCGAGAAGCUCCGGCGAAGUUGACGCAAGAGCAAUGGGACUUCACCUUGAUAUCCCUCACAAUGUGGCAACAAUCGGUCGACAAGUCCAAACGCAACUACACUGACAUCAAAGUAACGGCGUUAAUGGCGGCGGUUAGUCAACUGUAUUAUGAAUUUCAAACUUUGAUGAAUAAGCACGAGCAAGAACCGAUGUCAGAGCUACCUCCUGCGCUCUUGGACGAAUGGAAAAACGUAUUUGCCAGAGACAUACACAGCUGUAUUGCGCGGACUUGGAUAUUUUGCACCGACUUGCAUAAUGAAGAUGCAGCCACUGUAAAGUCUAUCGUGCCGUUGGAUUAUUUGGGACGAGCAGUUAGCAUACUCGACAGGAAUAUACUGUUCAAGAAGUGUGACGAAGAUACUCAGACGGUCAACUUUGACGAGAUGUUGGAACUGUCUCUGAAAUUGCUGCAGUCUCCUGUGCCUAGUAUUCAGCUCGGCGCUUAUCAUAUGUUGAAGCACAUAGUGGCGGAGCUUGUACAACAGGACAAAGUUCUCGUCGAGUCUGAGAGCUUCGAGCCGAGCGGACUCAACAUCAAGAGACUCGAAACAGUGCUGUUAAGCACGCAGAAUAUCGUGAACACGAUGCUCAUUGAAUUCAAAUUAUGUGAUAUUGUUAGCUGUACGAUUCAACCAUUUACGGACUCUUACACGUACACGUUAGGAUAUCUGCUAGCGUGGGCUGUUGUGUUGGACAUUUGUGCAAAUGCUCAUGGCGAUUUACGGUAUCAAUACGCCGAAAUAUUGAAGAACGAUCUAUUCCCUUGCCUGUUGAAUAAUAUCUUCAAGUUGAUGCCCGUGGAAGUGUUGCAAGAUAAUAAAAAUAAGGCUGUAAAGCUGCUGGAGAUCUUUACCACUGCCCCCUCAUUUAAUUUUGGAGAAAGUUGGACGGAAUGUAGAUUGGAUCAUAUUGUAUGUUGGUUGUAUACGAACUGCCUGCGGCACCUGCCAGUAUUAGUUAGACAAUGGUGGAGUACGGCCGAUAGCAGAGUUAGUGCGACGAUAGAGAAGAUUACGACUCAUUAUGUCAGUCCUGUCCUUUGCCAAGAAGAGCUUCUUAACAACAGAUUAGUCAAUAUGGAAAAUAUGCAAGUGAAGGUGCAUCCGACAGCAAGGGAAGUAAUCGCGUUGUACCAAAUGGAUGACACCAAAUUGGAAUUAAGUAUUGUGCUACCACCAAAUCAUCCAUUAGGUACUGUAACAGUAGAACCCGGUCAACACGCGGGUGGCACGGCAAACUGGCGAAACUGUCAUAUGCAACUUUCUAUAUUCCUCACCCAUCAAAAUGGCUCUGUUUGGGAUGGUCUCAUAAUGUGGAAACGCAAUUUGGAUAAGAAGUUUGCAGGUGUCGAAGAAUGUUACAUAUGCUUCAGUAUUUUCCACAUCAGCACAUACCAAAUACCAAAGUUGUCGUGUCACGCUUGUCGUAAGAAGUUUCAUACUCCCUGUUUGUACAAAUGGUUCAACACGAGUCAAAAAUCCACCUGUCCAAUAUGCAGAAGUGUGUUUUAAUGCAACUUGGAUACAAGUUUUUCUACUUGAUUAACGACAUUGACAGUAUAAGUUGAAAAUAAUGCGUCCUGUAAAAUAAAAUUAAUUUAACGAUUUUUGCUGUAAAAAAGCUAAAUAAUCAUAAGAACUAUAAUGCAUUAAAUUUAUUGUAAAGUAAUGUUAAAACUUCAACAGAAUAAUAAAUCAGUCAGCUGGAUA